Vidua chalybeata is the source of this 2470-nucleotide messenger RNA. RefSeq names its product flavin-containing monooxygenase 5-like. Gene Ontology annotation, molecular function: N,N-dimethylaniline monooxygenase activity; flavin adenine dinucleotide binding; NADP binding. The record is from RefSeq and is a predicted model, not a curated record. Lineage: Eukaryota; Metazoa; Chordata; Aves; Passeriformes; Viduidae. Bases 172 to 2010 code for a protein of 612 amino acids. The transcript is spliced from 9 exons.
GUGCCGGCUGCCACUGGAGCAGCCAGAGCCGUGUGUCACCCCGGGUACCAGAAUAAGCGGGCGUGGGCCGAUCCCGAUAAUCCUAGGGUCAAAGCGCAGGGCAGCGUUUCUUUACCAGGCACGCAGCCACAGGGCUCGGCUGCGUGUCCAUGUCCCCGCGCAGCGCCUCGGAUGGCUCCUGCGGCGCCACCGCUGCCGGAACAGCCGUGCAGGCGGCCGGAGCCAGCCGGCUCCCGGCUUCCUUUCCCCGCGCCCGUGGGAGGAGUGACGGAGGGGGGGGGCCCGCUCCCGGACGCGGCGUCACGGCUCGGGGCACCCCGGCAGAGACCCUCGCACGGCCCCGAGUCCGUCGCCAGCGUUCCCUGGGCUGCUUAUCCCACGGCCGCAGGCAGAGACCCGGUGGUGGAGCGCAGCAUGGUGAAGAAGGUGGCCAUCAUCGGCGGGGGCAGCAGCGGGCUGUGCGCCAUCAAAGCCUGCCUCCAGGAGGGGCUGGAGCCCGUCUGCUUCGAGAGGACUGGCGACAUCGGAGGCCUCUGGAGGUUUGAGGAGCACCCCGAGGACGGCCGUGCCAGCAUCUACCGCUCCGUCAUCAUCAACACCUCCAAGGAGAUGAUGUGCUUCAGCGACUUCCCCAUCCCCGAGGACUUCCCCAACUACAUGCACAACUCCAAGAUCAUGGAGUACUUCCGCAUGUACGCCCAGCACUUCGACCUGCUCCGCCACAUCCGCUUCAGGACCAGCGUGUGCCGCGUCUCCAAGCGCCCCGACUUCGCCAGCAGCGGGCAGUGGGAGGUGGUGACGGAGAGCAAGGGGAAGCAGGAGGCGGCCAUCUUCGACGCCGUGCUGGUGUGCAGUGGGCACCACACCGACGCUCAUCUCCCGCUCGCUUCCUUCCCAGGAAUUGAGAAGUUCAAGGGCCGCUACCUCCACAGCCGAGACUACAAGGAUGCUCAGGCUUUCACAGACAAAAGGGUUGUUGUCAUCGGGAUUGGCAAUUCGGGGUCAGACCUGGCUGUCGAGAUCAGCCAAACAGCCCAGCAGGUCUUCCUCAGCACCCGCCGGGGCGCGUGGAUCUUCAACCGCGUUGGAGAUCGGGGCUACCCCAUCGACACCAUCUUAACCACCCGCCUGAAGGCAUUCCUGCAGGGGCUGCUCAGCUCAUCCGUGGCCUGCGACUACAUGGAGAAGAAGCUGAAUGCCAGGUUCGAUCACUCACGUUACGGCCUGAAGCCAAAGCACAGGGUCUUUCACCAGCACCCAACCAUCAACGAUGACCUGCCCAACCGCAUCAUUUCGGGCAGGGUGCAGGUGAAGCCAAACAUCCAGGAGUUCACAGAGACAUCUGCCAUCUUUGAGGAUGGCACCAGGGAAGACAUCGAUGCCGUAGUUUUUGCCACAGGAUACAGCUUCUCCUUCCCGUUCCUCGAGGGCUGCGUGAAGGUGGUGGAGAACCAGAUUCCUCUGUACAAAUACAUGUUCCCCCCUGACCUGGAGAAGCCGACGCUGGCUUUCAUCGGGCUCAUCCAGCCCCUAGGAGCCAUCAUGCCCAUCUCAGAGCUCCAGUGUCGCUGGGCCACCCGUGUCUUCAAAGGGCUGAACGAGCUGCCCCUGCAGCACGACAUGGAGGCUGACAUUGAGCAGAAGAAAGAAGUGAUGGCAAAGCGGUACGUGAAGAGCCAGCGGCACACCAUCCAGGUGGAUUACAUCCCUUACAUGGACGAGCUCGCCUGCCAGCUGGGGGCCAAGCCCAACCUGCUCUCCCUGUUCCUCACGGACCCCAGGCUGGCCCUGGAGGUGGCCUUCGGUCCCUGCACGCCGUACCAGUACCGGCUGCGGGGCCCGGGCGCGUGGGCAGGAGCCAGGGCCGCCAUCCUCAGCCAGCGGCAGCGCAUCCUCAAACCCCUGCAGACACGACACGUGGAAGAGAGCACCUCAGCCCCUGCCAUGCCCCUCAUCUUCAAGCUGAUCGGGGCCGUGGCCAUCCUGGCAGCUGUUUUUGCUUACUUGUAGGUGCCCUGCAAGCACAGGAAGGGUGGCUUUUGUCCUGGGGUGACUCCCUAAACCAGGACAGCUUUGCAAUGUGCUGUGGGACUGGCUGGCCACCCCUGGCCCCUUGGCAGCCUGUGCACCCCAGUGGUGGCAGAAACCUUCCUCCUGCCUGGCAUGGACCAGCUGUGCCCACACCAUGAACUAGGGAUGCACAGAACCUCCCCAGCUGCCAAAGUAAUGCUUGGGCUCCUGCUCUGCACCUCCCCUUGGGGAAUGCUGUCAUGGACAGAGGAGGAGACCUGCUCACUGCAGGCUAAAUUCCAGUCCCUCUCAACCAGCGCUCCGGGCUUUUCUGUCCCCUGUAACCCAGCCAUGCCAAUUUUGCCACAUGUGCACCAGAGCUAAGCAGCAAAGGCACACCACACUUUCUAAGUGGAUAAAUGCAUUAAACAGCCAAGUGUCUGUCCUGUUACUGACACCA